Messenger RNA from Auanema sp. JU1783, 1770 nucleotides. Lineage: Eukaryota; Metazoa; Nematoda; Chromadorea; Rhabditida; Rhabditidae. The record is from the annotation of a GenBank genome assembly.
AUGGUGGUUCCAAACAACCAGGUUCAUUAUGCUCCAUGCCAGGCCCCUGUUUUAUCUGAACCUCCCCCAGAUUCUAUGGUUCAAUAUCCCGUAAAUUAUCAAGUUCCCAAUCCAUAUAUGAUGCCCCUAAGCAACUUAUCUCCCUAUCAUGUUGAACAACAAUAUGUUCCUGUUAAUCGUGUCCCCAUGUAUGUUUAUCACCAGGCACAAAUGUAUUCAGUACCUCCUCCUAGCCAUCCAAGUCUUCAAUACUAUCCUAGUCAGCCUGCUCCACCGAAUGGUCCUCAUAGUGGUCACCAUAGUUAUCCAUACUAUCAAGAAGAUGGAAGUGUUUAUUAUCCACCUCAGCAUCCAUCUAUAGCUGCCCAUCAUGUAUCUCCUAGUUACCCAUCUCAUAUGUUUCAACAAUAUCCAUCCAAUCCCAUGAAUGGGUAUGUCCCUGCUCCACAACAACAAAUGAAAGCAGAUCCCCCUGUAACACAGGAAAAGAAAGAGAAGAAGAAGGAUGACAGUUGGAAUAAGGCUGUAGCUGUUAUGGAAAGAGAAAGAAUUAUUCGAGAGAAAAUUGGUCUUCUCAUCAACGGCCGAUAUCGAGUUGUUCAAAAAAUUAAUGUUGGAAGCUAUGGAGCCAUUUACACUGCUUUGAUCCUCAGUGAUCCAGGACAAGGUCUUGUCGCUGUCAAGUUUGAGACUGCGUCUGUGGAAGAUUCCCAUUUGCAUUAUGAGCAUGAAGUGUACAAGGUCUGUCAUGAUGGUCCUCGAUCGAAGAAAUGUAAAGUAACGGAGGGCUUUGCUAAAGUGCACUGGAUCGGAGAAGAAUACCGUCAUAAAAUAAUGGUUAUGGAACUACUAGGUCCUUCGCUAGAAAACCUUUUCACUUACUGCUCUUCUAGAUUCAAGAAAGAAACAAUUUAUGAAUUGGGAAUGCAGAUGAUUGCUCGUGUCGAGCAUUUACAUAAUAGAGGAUUCGUUCAUCGUGAUUUGAAACCAGAGAACUUUUUGAUGGGACUAGGGUCGAAUGAAAACACUUGUUAUCUCAUAGAUUUUGGGUUGGCUCGACGUUAUAGAGAGGGGCAUGAUCUAUCUCAUGUACCUUUUAGAAAAGGAAGAAACUUAGUGGGUACUGCUAAGUACGCUAGUCUUCGUAGCCAUUACGGAUUAGAACUAUCGAGGAGAGACGAUUUAGAAUCGCUAGGAUAUAUACUUCUCGAGUUUAUGAUUGGAGAACUACCAUGGAAGGAACCUAGAAAUCGUGCUCGUUUCCGUAGCAAACAGCAAAGUUAUAAUAGGAUUAUGGUUGGAAAAGAGCAGAUGAAUUGGAAAACGGCCUGUCCACCAUUAGAGAAAUGGAUUACAUAUGCGAGAGGAAUGAAUUUCACAGAGAAGCCUGAUUACAAUUUGCUGCGGAAUAUUCUACGCUCUUACCUUAUGAAACCAGACGAAGUCUAUCUUGAAGAGCUCUUCGAUAAUUUUACUUUAGAGAGGAGAGAGCCGCGAAAUAUGGCUUUAUUAGCCGAAGAGCCUAUUGCUAAGGACGAUGAGACAAGAGUGUUUGAAGCUCUCGAAGAGCUGCCAGUUGAACUUGUUGAAAGAGUUAGAAACGAAAGAUUUGAAUGGAUUGAACGUCGAGACAGCUCGGCUUCUGAACGAUAUACCUAUGAAUGUUUGUUCCGAUGGACUCUUCCGUAUGGAAAAGUUCCCAUCCUCCCUCCCAAUUACAUUUCCUCCAUGCGUUUCGGGUACGGAAUCGGAGAAGGGGGUUUCGCUUAA